Cannabis sativa is the source of this 4184-nucleotide messenger RNA. RefSeq lists its product as uncharacterized. Lineage: Eukaryota; Viridiplantae; Streptophyta; Magnoliopsida; Rosales; Cannabaceae. Bases 559 to 1275 code for a protein of 238 amino acids. The record is from RefSeq and is a predicted model, not a curated record. The transcript is spliced from 2 exons.
UCAAAGGUAGAAUUCAGCAUGGGAUUUUAAUGGAAAAUAAGAAGGCAGAGAAGGGAGGCCAGUAUGAUGGUUGGUAUAGGGCUUUGGGAUGUCCAUGGGUUUUUACGGUUUGGUUCUAUGGAUGCUGUCCUGCUAUGGUGAACUCUUUCUGUAAAAGAGUUUCAUCUUCUAUUCCAAGGAUUUUGAACUGGAGCAACACCAUUGUCACCAAAAAUCCAACUCUUCGAGACUUGAAGGGCAAGAUUUUUGAUUUGCCGUUGAACAAGUUGAAGAUCAAAAACAUGUGUCCUACUGAUGAAGAGAGGCAGAAGCUUCAACUUGACGGUUUAUUUCUUGACGACUCUAUUGAUGACCGUGGUGUAGCGAAGUAAUCCUUUGAGAGUGGGUCAUCUUCAAAGAAAUCUGAUUCAACGGAUAUUGAUUUAAUGAAAUAUAAGUUGGAGAUGGUUAUUUCGAAUCAAGCAUCAUUGGUCGAAGACUUCAUAUCCUUGAGGUGUUUUGUUGAUCUUAAUUUCAAGUCCGUAAUGACUGUAAUUAAGGAUAUUCAAGAGAAGGUUAAUGCCAUUCAUCGUCGUCCUUCUGAUGAGGUAUUUAUUCAUAGAUUAUUGUUUAUGUUUUUUCAUAUGUUUUUUUAGUUUCUUUACUGUUUCAUUUAAGUUGCAUUUAUAUUGUUUGAUUCAGGGAAAGUCUUCUAAUGAAUUAGUAACUCAAGAUUCUGAUGAUGAUGGUGAUGAUGAUGAUGAUGAUGAUGAUGAUGAUGAUGAUGAUGAUGAUGAUGAUGAUGAUGAUGAUGAUGAUGAUGAUGAUGAUGAUGAUGAUGAUGAUGAUGAUGAUGAUGAUGAUGAUGAUGAUGAUGAUGAUGCUGAGGAUGAUGAGAAGGAACUGCCUGAUCCAGAAAAUAUUGAUUCCGACUCCAAUGAUGGUGGUGAGUUGGUUAAAGUUGGUGGUGAUGUUGAUGAUGCUGACAAGGUUGUUACUGAUGUUGCCCCUGCUGAUUUGAAUCCAUCUGAGGUUGUUGGAGGGAGUGAUGAAAAUGCUACGGAUGUUGAGAAGCCAAAGGGUGAUGAGUCUCGAUUAAAGGGGGACGAUUUCUUUGAUGGGUUAAGCCAGCUUGAAAUAGAUGAUGAUCAAGUUGUGUUGGCUGGCUUGGAGGCUGUUGGUAAAAUCCAUGUAAGUGUAUUUUUAAUUGGUUGCAAGAAAAUUAGGUUUCUUUUUGGUUACUCAAUAGUUUUUAGUUUGUUUUGCAACUGUUUAAAUUCAGUCUUUCUUUUUUAGGUCCCCGCACCCAAUCCAGAUGUUGUUCGGAAAAAGUCAGCUGCCCUUCAUACUGAUGAAGAAACUGAGAACACUGUCUCUGAUACACCUCUUUUGGAUAAGAGGAAGCGUGCUCCGGCCUUGAAAUCUCCUUUUAUUGAUUUCGGGUCUGCUGAUGUGGGUAGCACUCCAAUGGAGGUUAUGUCCUCAGGUUCUCAAUCAGCUAGGGAUGAUAGGGAUUUUAAAAUGGUGACUUAUGUGAAGGGCCUUUAUGCUCUUAAUGAUGCAUUUGCUGAUCCCGUAUCUCCUGAGAUUGAGGCAAAAUUUGACGCGUGGAUUGGUCAAGGCUUGCUUAAACAUCCUAGGUGACUGUUUUUAUUAAAUUUGUAUUUGUAUUCUGUUUUAUUUUUCAGUUUUAUUCUGGUUUUUAUGUUGUUUUUUUGUUGUUUCUUUAUUGUUUUAGGCAUUACAAUUGUUAUGUUGAUGGCGCAAAGAAAUUUACCCCAGGUUUUAGGCUAGGUGUUGAUUAUGUGGAGGAUAAAACUUGGUUUUAUCAUUUGGCUACAUGCGACAUGUUUAUAAAUGACUUGGUAAAGUUUCCAUUUUCUAUUGUAGUUAUGAUAGUUUGUUUUCAGUUGCUUUUUAAAUGUUUUUAAGUUUUGAUACUGUAUUACAGUUUUUUAACAGUUGUUCAACAUUUUCAUUUGUGUUUCUGUGUUGUUUUUGUUUCAGCAUAUGAACACCAUAUUCUAUUACCUUAGGAAAAAAGGUAAAUAUUCUUCCGUUGUGACGUUGAAUUUUGCGACAACUGAUUGUCUCUUUGAUGAUUCCAUCCAAGCUUUGUACCAUAAAUAUAACAAAGCCAAGUCAAUGAAGACUAAGAUGUCACACAUUCACGCUGCCCACCCAAUAGUGCAUUACAUUCGAGGUUUGCGCAUUCCGUGUUCUAAGCCUUGGUAUGAAGCCGAUCAUGUGUUAUUCAUCAUCAAUCUAAGGAGGGAAAGUCAUUGGGUGUUUGGUCGUCUUGACUUGAAUGAAGGGAUUCUGUUUCUGUAUAAUUCUCUGAGGACUGCGAAAAUAAAUGCUGCAGCUAGGAAUGCCAUGAAGGCUUAUUCUGUGUUGCUGCCUUUGUUUUUUGAUCUACUUAGUUUCUGGAAGAAUAGGUCACAUGCUCCUGCUUUAGGUUCUGACCCUACAGCUCCUUUAAGAAUCGUAGAGAUUAGUGGUCUACCGUCUCAGCACAAAAGUGAGUGUUUCUUUUAAGUUUAUUUUAUGUUGUUUUUUAGUUGCUAAACUGUUUAUAUUUUUUCUGUUUUAAUAGUGAUUGCGGAGCAUAUGUUGCUGCAUUUGACGAGUUCUUUAUCCACGGAACGGAUGUUCCUGCGGACUUUGAUAUCGAAGUUUAUCGUACUCGGCUUGCUGCACUUUUCUUCUCAUAUGGCCAAAGGAAAAUUGAUGAAAGCAUUGAUAGUGAGGAUGAGAAGCAAAGCAAGUCUUCUAAGGCUUCUAAAUUGAAAAAAUAGGAUCUUUUAUUUUGGUGACUAUUUUGUGUUAUUGGUUGAAUCUAUUAUCAGACAAUAGUUAGUGUUAUUGGUUGAAUAUAGGUAUUAUAUUUGGUUUUAUACUCUGGAUCUGGUUUAAAACUUUUAGGAUAUUUGACAUUUAGUCCUUAUAAUAUGUUUACUGUAUAGGUUUGUAUCAGCAAAAGUUGUAUAUUUUUCUAAUUGUUCAAGUUUUUAUAUACAGUCGCACAACUAUAGAGAAACUAUUAUCCAACUGAAUACAAACAAUGUACUUAUAUUUCUAAAUUGUGCUAUGAAUGUAUUUUUAUUCUCUGUUUUUCCAUUGCUCCUUUUUCCUUUAUUUAGUUAUGUUUUAUCAAUUCUUACCUGACUGCUUUUAAAACUGUAACGAAGAAGUUAUUCCUGUACUUAAUAUUUACGAAGUGUCGCAACUGUAACAAAACGAUGUUGCAACUAUUAAAAAACUGUUUCAAAUUUCAUAAAAAAUGAAAUCCCAUGUAUUUAGAACAUAACAUAUCAACCUGUUUGAAUUUGCACACAGAAUUAAACAAUUCAAAUAUUUCAUAUGUAUCUAUUUUAUUGCUUGAUUGUUGCAUGUCUUUCGAUUGUGUCCGUGUUGACCACAUUUGCUGCACCUGUUAUGUUUUUUUGUAUCCCAUUCAGAUAAAAACCUUCGUUUCCUUGGUCUUCCAGAUCUUAUUUUCUGGUUUGGUGGCAGAACAAUGAUAUCUUUUAUGUUUUGUGGCACAUCCCAUGUUGUGUGAUUGUGUACCGGAUAUGUUGAGUCGCUGUAUGUUUCAAGCCAUGUUCUUGUGGUGUAAUAAACUGAACAGUAGUUGUAAACAUUCAAGUUCAUCUCUUUUAGAAUAGCAAGUGCAUGAGCACACGGUAACUCGUCAAGUUGGAAUCGGUUGCAACUGCAUGUUUUCUCCUUGAGGUUGAUGACCCAUGAUCUGGUUAGUUCUACGACUUCGAACAUGGUCUCGUUUAUUGGUUUUACCUGCGGAUUAAGUAAAUUUAUAAAAUUGUUAUUAUGUAUAACAACGGAAAACAAACUAUUAAGAAACUAUAAUGCAACUAAAAUAUUAAACAGAUUAUUACAUUUUCUGUCAAUGAGUCCACAAAGUUGUUGACUAAUUUCUUCUCUGCCGUAGGUGUUAAAAAUGUUGUUGUUUUCUGUGCUUUCUUCCUGUUUGUGUAUGUCCAUUGUUGUAUCAAAGCUCUCAAUGACUCCAUCAGUGUUGUGAUUGGUAGCUCUCUAGCUACUAAGUUUGCUGCAUUUAGAGAUUCAGCAAUGUUUGAAGUCAUAGUUGAAUACCUGUUGUUUUUGCAGUGGUAUCUUGACCAUUUGUGGUAUCCAACUUGUUGUAAAUAUGGUCUGACACGGAUGUCCAAGCUGUCCAACUC